ACCUUUUCAUCCUUCACUAUCGUCGGUCUUUUUCUUUGAUCUCUCCUACUCCUUUCCUUCCUUCUCUCGCAAUUCUUCGGGUUUUUUUUUCCACCCCUCCCCCCACCCCUCUCCCUCACCAACCCUCCCAAACACCGCCAAAGUGUCGUCUCUAUUAAUGCCCCGUGCCAUCUCCUUCCCGCCGGAGGUUGACACUGGGCCGCACCGGCUGGCACCGGACUCCAACAUGUUGCAGAGCAAGGCUGGUAGGAGGAGAAGAUCGAGCAGCAUUAUUUACCAGGAGCCUGCCGAGUCCAUUGAGCACACCAGCGACCAGGCUGCCCUCCCGAACCUGAAUGCGAACUGGGUUAAUGCCAAGGGUGCCUGGACCAUCCAUUUCGUUUUGAUCAUUGCCCUGAAGAUUUUCUACGACAUCAUUCCCGGCGUUUCGCAGGAGACCUCAUGGACUCUCACAAAUAUUAGCUACAUGUUUGGAUCUUUUAUCAUGUUUCACUGGGUGCGGGGUAUUCCGUUCGAGUUCAACGCCGGUGCUUACGAUAACCUGAACAUGUGGGAGCAAAUUGACAACGGCGAUCAAUACACACCGACGAAGAAAUUCCUGCUCUGCGUGCCCAUCUGCCUCUUCCUCCUCAGCACUCACUAUACCCACUACGAUCUGACAUACUUCACCAUCAAUUUCCUUGCCACCCUGGGAGUGGUCAUUCCCAAACUUCCCUUUUCACACCGAUUGCGAAUAGGACUCUUUUCUGACAUCCCGGAAGAGUAGUUCACCCGGCUCUUCUUUCUCUUUCCUUUUUUCUCCGAUGCAUCUCAUGCUUGCCAUAUUUCCCUUUCAGUAUCAUUCACCUCUUGUGUUUAUUCCCUCCUUUUUUAUUAUCUAUUUACCUUUCCCGAUCAUUUUAAUACCUGCAAUAUGCUUCCAGGAGAAAACCCGUUGGCGAUGUUGGGCGGAGGUUUAUUAUUAUAUUAUACAGCUCGAUGGGAAACCUAGGUAUAUUUCUAUGCGAGGGGGGCAAUAUGACCCGGACGGGCAUAUUAUUACCCCCCCCC
Messenger RNA from Aspergillus ochraceoroseus IBT 24754, 1050 nucleotides. Its product is annotated as ORMDL family protein. Lineage: Eukaryota; Fungi; Ascomycota; Eurotiomycetes; Eurotiales; Aspergillaceae. Gene Ontology annotation, cellular component: endoplasmic reticulum membrane. The transcript has 3 exons. Bases 158 to 766 code for a protein of 202 amino acids. Gene Ontology annotation, biological process: intracellular sphingolipid homeostasis; negative regulation of ceramide biosynthetic process; ceramide metabolic process. The record is from RefSeq and is a predicted model, not a curated record.